AUGCUCGUUGGCCAAUAUCACCCUGAAAUGAGUGCCUUGGCGGCAGCAACAAGGGCAAGAGGCGCAAGUCCAAAUUCUCUAGGUGGCCCUGGGAGUAUUUUGUGUAGUUUUCCCAGUCCAACCCAAACCAACUAUGGACAACUCUUCUUCAUUGAGUUCUUCGUGGACAGUUUUAUAGGAAUCAUCAUCUGGGCCGUACUGGAUCCGGCAAACCCGUUCGUCGCCCCUUCCAGUGCACCCUUCAUCAUCGGACUGGGUUAUGCCACUAUGAUCUGGGGUUUCGCCAACUUGACUAUCUCUACAAAUUUAGCGAGGGAUCUUGGAACAAGAAUUGUCGCCGCGAUAUUUUAUGGAGGCGAUGCUUUCAACGACUACGCUGCUAUAGCAAUCUUAGUAAACGUUCCGGCGACAAUAUUUGCAACCGCCGUUUAUGAACUUAUUAUGAGGGACAGUUUUGCAAUAAUAGCGAAGGGCGCGAAUGUACAUGAGGAAGGAGAAGAUGGUCUUACGAGACAUUUAACAAAAACGGGGACGAUAGAACAAGGCGUUUCGAAUAGCGCGGGAAGAGGAGGGUUUACUGAGAGCGAUGGCAGUUAUGACGGGCGCAAACAAGAAACAUUGCCGGUAUGA
Messenger RNA from Glarea lozoyensis ATCC 20868, 630 nucleotides. RefSeq names its product Aquaporin-like protein. The coding region runs from base 1 to 630 and encodes 209 amino acids. Gene Ontology annotation, molecular function: water channel activity; glycerol channel activity. Lineage: Eukaryota; Fungi; Ascomycota; Leotiomycetes; Helotiales; Helotiaceae. Gene Ontology annotation, cellular component: plasma membrane. Gene Ontology annotation, biological process: glycerol transmembrane transport; water transport. The record is from RefSeq and is a predicted model, not a curated record. The transcript is spliced from 3 exons.